CAACAGUUUGGUUGUUGCAACUUUAUCUUUAUGGUAUCCAGCGGUGUAACAAAAGGCUAUUAAUUACAAUUCCCAAAGUAUAUAGCAUAUACUGCUCUAUGCUUUUCAAUUUGAGUGUGACAAAGUAAGAAAUUGAUUCUCAUUGAAAUGGAAACACCUUUGGUGAAGAAAAACUUAACAUCAGAAAGUGAUUAUUUGGCAGUGAAAAGGUUGAAGGAUGUUAAAUAUGUGAUAUGGAAUGAGACAGUGAAGAUAUGGAGGAUAGCAGUUCCAGUGGCUUUGUGUUCACUUUUUCAGUAUCUUAAUUACACUUCAACUUCAAUCUAUGCUGGUCAUCUUGGAGACAUUGAGCUCUCUUCUGUCUCUCUUUAUCUAAGUGUCAUCACUUCUAUCUAUUACUCCUUGCUGUUUGGUAUGUCAACAGCAUUAGCAACAGUAUGUGGGCAAGCUUAUGGUGCUGGACAAUUUCAAAAUGCUGGUAUUUAUGUUCAAAGAUCAUGGAUUAUACUCUUAACCACAUGCAUAUUCCUCUUGCCUAUUCAUAUAUAUGCAACUCCAAUCUUAAAAUUUCUUGGCCAAGAACAAAAAAUAGCUGAUCUAGCUGGCAAAUAUGCUAUUCUAGUAAUUCCCUACAUGUUUUCCUAUGCUAUCAAUCUACCGAUCAAGAAAUUUCUUCAAGCACAAAGUAAAGUUAAUGUUAUUAUGUACAUAGCAAUCAUGACAUUACUCAUACAUAAUGGUUUACUUUACAUCUUCACCCAUGUAUUUGAUUGGGGAAUAAUUGGCUUAGCAAUGGCAAGUAAUAUAACAGGAUGGGUAUUUUCUGUUGCAUUGGUGAUUUAUACCAUUGGUUGGUGUAAAGAAGGAUGGAAUGGAUUAUCUUGGAUGGCUUUUAAGGAUUUAUGGGAAUUUGCCAAACUAAGUAUUGGUUCAUCUGUAAUGAUCUGUUUAGAACAAUGGUAUUCUGCUUGCAUUAUGCUACUUGCUGGUCAUCUUGAUAAUCCUGUCAUUGCUAUUGGUUCCUUUUCAAUUUGCCUUAAUAUUCAAAGUUGGAAAACCAUGCUGUUUCUUGGAGUCAGCACAGCACUGAGUGUUCGUGUGUCUAAUACACUUGGAAUGUCGCAUCCAAGAGCAGCCAAAUACUCCUUCUUGGUGACAAUGUUUGAGUCUCUUCUCAUUGGAAUCAUUUUCAUGAUUGUGAUUUUCUUAAGUAAAAACAAAUUUGCCAUUAUCUUUACCAACAGUAAGGAUAUUAUACAUGCUUCGAGUGAAUUAGCAUACCUUCUUGGUAUUUCCAUGGUUCUCCAUAGUGUUUCACAAACUAUAUCAGGUGUUGUAACUGGAUGUGGAUGGCAAGUUAUGGUUGGUUACAUAAACUUGGCAUGUUAUUACAUUGUUGGACUCCCCGUUGGAAUUUUUCUUGGUUUCCACCAGCAUUUAGGGGUCAAGGGUCUAUGGGGAGGCACAAUGUGUGGCAGUAUUCUCCAGAUUUUCGUGCUCAUAUUCAUUAUUUGUAAGACCAACUGGAGCAAGGAGGUAGAGAAUACAGCUACUCGCAUGGGAAUUUGGAACUCUACCAAACUUCAAAAGGAUGUGAUAGAAAAUGGUGUCUGACAAAUGAAUAGAGUUAUAAAUGUUGAGUUGCAAAUCUUGUGUAUUGCACAUACAUUUUCUACAGCGCGCUCACAAAUAUCGUGGCGUGCUCACAAAUAAAACACGCCGUGCACCAAGUUAUAACGUGUCUUCCACGUCAACGCAAAGCAUGAAUGACAAUUCAUUAGCUUACGGAUGAAAUGCGAAUGCACAUUAAUUAACGUAGAUUUAAACUAAAAUCUAGGAAAAACAUAAGUAUUAUAAAUUUUAGAUAAAGAAAUUAUUUUCCAGCUUUCUGGAGUUAGUAACAAUUUCCUACCAUUGAAGUUUCAUCCUUUAAGAAUUGUUUUUGUAAAUUCUGUUAUUGUUUAAUUUCUCUCUGAGUAGUUAAAUUACCACUUGUAAGGGAUGAGUUCUUGUAGUUGUUAAUUGGUUGUCUUUUGUCAUUUAUCUAGUAUUUGCUUGUAAUACUGUUUAUUGAUUGAUCAUCAAUUGAAACUGAUUUGUGCCUUACCUAGUGA
Molecule: messenger RNA, 2114 nt
Organism: Vicia villosa (hairy vetch)
Lineage: Eukaryota; Viridiplantae; Streptophyta; Magnoliopsida; Fabales; Fabaceae
Product: protein DETOXIFICATION 35-like
Exons: 6
Coding region: 148-1614 (488 amino acids)
Biological process (GO): xenobiotic detoxification by transmembrane export across the plasma membrane
Cellular component (GO): membrane
Molecular function (GO): antiporter activity; xenobiotic transmembrane transporter activity
Source: RefSeq, a predicted model, not a curated record